GCUGGAAAGCAUUUCAUGAAAGAAUCUGCAUUUGUGCAGCCCAGGCAUGGAGCAGCCCAAGAGAAUGAAGCCUGCAGGAAUUCCCGAUUUCAUUUUGACCUGUGGUUUUAUUUCACUCUACAGAAUUGGGUGCUUGAUUUUGGCCGACCCAUUGCUAUGAUUGUGCUUCCACUUGAAUGGUUUCCACUGAACAAGCCAAGCGCUGGAGAUUAUUUUCAUAUGGCAUACAAUGUUAUCACACCUUUUAUUCUUUUAAAACUCAUCGAGCGCUCCCCCAAGACCCUGCCCCGAUCCAUGGUGUAUAUCUGCAUCAUCAUGUUCGUCAUGGGGGCCAGCAUACACUUGGUAGGAGACUCUGUCAAUCACAGGCUGAUCUUCAGUGGCUAUCAGCUCCACCUGUCCGUCCGAGAGAACCCCAUCAUCCAAAACCUCAAGCCAGAGACGCUGAUUGAUUCCUUUGAGCUGCUCUACUAUUAUGAUGAAUACCUUGGUCAUUCAAUGUGGUACAUCCCCUUCUUUCUCAUCCUGUGUAUAUACUUUUCUGGUUGCUUCAUACCCUGUAAAGAAGAACAGCAAAGAAUACCCAUGGCUGCUUUACUUCUCAUUGGUCCUAGCAGUCUAUACUACUGGUAUCUUGUCACGGAAGGGCAGAUCUUCAUCCUCUUCAUUUUCACUUUCUUUGCCCUAAUGGCUUUGGUGAUGCACCAGAAGCGGAAAGGACUGCUCAUGGACAGCAACGGCCGUUUUCUUUUCUACUCCUUCAUUAUCACUCUGGUGUUGAUUGCUUUGUGGGUUGGCUGGCUCUGGAAUGAUAAAAUCCUCAGGAAGAAAUACCCUGGCAUCAUCUACAUUCCAGAACCUUGGGCAUUUUAUACCUUGCACAUGAGUAGUUUGCACUCACCAAAAGGGGAGAGCAUUUAACUUCUAUAGUUCUUUUGUGGGUGUGCGUGUGAAAAUGUGGUCCUUGGGUCCUGCCCUCUGAAAACAUCUCCCUUCCAGUACCAGUGAUUCCUCCUAAUUUAGCUCAGAUGAAGACUCUGCAACCCAAUCAUCAAAUUCCACUUGAGUUCACUGAAAUCUUUGCAUUGCAGAGAGAAUACUCAUAACCUGAUAGGCCUCUUUACUUGGUGGUCUUGGAUUCCGUUUGCACCUUAACUGCUGUUAAAGAGUAGAGAUUCAAACUGAAUAGACAGCCUAGCCUGCACUUUUUCUUUACUUAACAAUUUGAGACUGUUCCACUAUGAUAGAGAAAAUUCCUGUCUACCAGUCCAGUGGAAUGGGGUUAUGGAUCCUCUUGUCCGCAUCAAAAACAUUUUCCAGCAAUAAAACCCUUGAUUUGUUUUAGUUAAGAAAACAGAUCGUAAGUGUGUAACCUUCAA
Pogona vitticeps (central bearded dragon) is the source of this 1379-nucleotide messenger RNA. RefSeq names its product CLN6 transmembrane ER protein (gene CLN6). Lineage: Eukaryota; Metazoa; Chordata; Lepidosauria; Squamata; Agamidae. Gene Ontology annotation, cellular component: endoplasmic reticulum; membrane. Gene Ontology annotation, biological process: lysosome organization. The record is from RefSeq and is a predicted model, not a curated record.